CAUAAUUUUGAAGAACUUCAUCCUCAACUCAACAGCCACAACAAAUGUAAAGAAAGCGAGAUAGAAAGAAGAAGAAGAAGAAGAUGAUGAGCUCUGCUUCACAGUUCUUGCACCUCACAAACAACAAACCUCCGUCACCACCAACUCCUCCCUCUAAACCAAACCUCACUUCUCACACUCUGUCCCAAAGAACCCACAUUCCUUCUCAUGUCUACAAGCACCCUUCAGCUCUACUCCUCGAGCUCUGCACUUCCAUGAAAGAGCUCCACCAAAUCCUCCCUCUCAUCAUCAAAAACGGCCUCUACAACGAGCACUUGUUCCAAACCAAGCUCCUCAGCUUGUUCUGCAAAUACGGCAGUGUCAACGAAGCUGCUCGUGUUUUCGAGCCCAUUGAGGAUAAACUCGACGUGCUUUAUCACACUAUGCUUAAAGGGUAUGCUAAGAACUCGUCGUUACACAACGCCAUGUCGUUUUUUGUUCGAAUGAAGUGUGAUGAUGUUAAGCCUGUUGUUUAUAACUUUACUUAUUUGUUGAAAGUUUGUGGUGAUAAUGCGGACCUUAGGAGGGGUAAAGAGAUUCAUGGGCAGGUGAUAACUAAUGGGUUUUCGUCGAAUGUGUUUGCAAUGACUGGGGUUGUGAAUUUGUAUGCGAAGUGUAGACAGAUUGAUGAUGCGUAUAAGAUGUUUGAUAGAAUGCCUGAAAGAGACCUGGUGUGUUGGAAUACGAUAAUUGCUGGAUUCGCGCAAAAUGGGUUGGCGAGGGUGGCGUUAGAUUUGGUUUUGAGGAUGCAGGAGGAAGGGCAGAAGCCUGAUUCAAUCACGGUGGUGACUGUCUUGCCUGCCGCUGCAAAUAUUGGGUCUUGGAGGAUUGGGAAGUUGAUUCAUGGGUAUGCUAUAAGAGCUGGGUUUGAGUUGCUUGUAAAUAUUUCUACUGCUUUGGUAGACAUGUAUUCGAAAUGUGGGUCGGUGGGGACUGCUCGGCUGAUCUUCGAUGGGAUGAAACAAAGGACUGUUGUUUCAUGGAAUUCCAUGAUUCAUGGGUAUGUACAAAGUGGAGAUCCUGAAGAAGCAAUGGCAAUUUUCCAAAAGAUGUUAGAUGAAGGGGUUGAACCAACCAAUGUUACUGUUAUGGAAGCUUUACAUGCGUGUGCUGAUUUGGGUGAUCUUGAGCGGGGAAAAUUUGUUCAUAAAUUAGUGGAUGAAUUGAAACUUGGAUAUGAUGUUUCUGUAAGGAACACUUUGAUAUCCAUGUAUUCCAAAUGUAAGAGAGUUGAUCUUGCUGCUAAAGUAUUUGAAGGCUUGCAGGGCAAAACCAUUGUCUCAUGGAAUGCCAUGAUAUUAGGUUAUGCUCAAAAUGGGCGGGUAAAUGAGACUUUAAAUCACUUUUGUGAGAUGCAAUCCCAAAAUAUAAAACCAGAUUCAUUUACAUUGGUGAGUGUGAUUCCUGCUCUUGCAGAGUUGUCAGUUACGCGUCAAGCAAAGUGGAUGCAUGGACUUGUUAUAAGAAAUUGUUUGGACAAAAAUGUCUUUGUGACGACUGCUCUUGUUGACAUGUAUGCUAAAUGUGGAGCUAUUCACACUGCAAGAAAGCUCUUUGACACGAUGGAGGAGCGGCAUGUGACAACUUGGAAUGCUAUGAUAGAUGGAUAUGGGACUCAUGGCCUUGGAAAAGAUGCUGUCGAAUUGUUUAAUGAUAUGCAAAAGGGAACCAUCAAGCCAAAUGACAUAACUUUUCUGUGUGUUAUCUCUGCUUGCAGCCACUCAGGUUUAGUGCAAGAGGGUCUCCGCAUCUUUUCCAGCAUGAAGGAAGAUUAUGGUUUAGAGCCUGCCAUGGAUCACUAUGGAGCUAUGGUUGACCUUCUUGGUCGAGCUGGACAGCUCAAUAAAGCUUGGGAUUUCAUUCAAGAUAUGCCUGUUGAGCCUGGGAUUACAGUAUUUGGUGCCAUGUUGGGCGCUUGUAAAAUUCAUAAAAAUGUUGAACUGGGUGAGAAGGCAGCAAAAAAACUGUUUGAGUUAAACCCAGAUGAAGGUGGGUACCAUGUGCUGCUCUCUAAUAUAUAUGCCACAGCUUCAAUGUGGGACAAAAUGGCCAAAGUGAGAACCAUGAUGGAGAAGACUGGGCUUCAAAAAACUCCUGGCUGCAGCCUAGUGGAAUUGAAAAAUGAGGUUCACAGUUUCUAUUCUGGAAGCACGAUCCAUCCCCAAUCCAAAAGAAUAUAUGCUUUUCUUGAGACAUUGGGAGAAGAUAUUAAGGCUGCUGGUUAUGUGCCUGAUACUAAUUCAAUUCAUGAUGUGGAGGAUGAUGUUAAGAAGCAGUUGCUCAAUAGCCAUAGUGAGAAGCUGGCUAUUGUGUUUGGACUGUUAAAUACCAGCCCGGGUACAACCAUACACAUCCGAAAAAACCUCCGAGUUUGUGGUGAUUGCCAUAAUGCGACUAAGUAUAUCUCUCUUGUGACCAGACGGGAAAUCAUAGUGCGUGAUAUGCAUCGGUUCCACCAUUUCAAAAAUGGAACUUGUUCUUGCGGAGAUUAUUGGUAAAGUUGUCAAGGGUUGAUUCUUGAGAGUUGAUGUACUAGCUACAAAUGAUGAUUUACUAGGAAUGGGGCCUCGUGGUACAGAUAAAAAGAGUUCCUUGGAUGAAUUUUGUUGUUUCCAUAUUGUUACACAUCAUGAUAUUAUUGACAAUCUUCCCCAAACUGUGCAAAUUAAUAUCUUAAUAAGAGAACAAACAGAAGGUCUGGAAGUUGAGCUACCAUUUUUCUAACCAACAAACAUUAAAAAGGUACAUCUUGUAAUAAUCAGAUCAUUGUUGAUCAAGUUAUUGUAAUUUUUUGCCCCUUUCCCAAUUACUUCUGAAAUGAAAUAUGCAGUCUUUAUGAAAAUCCUUAUAUCAAA
Messenger RNA from Quercus robur (English oak), 2894 nucleotides. Its product is annotated as pentatricopeptide repeat-containing protein At1g11290, chloroplastic. NCBI's taxonomy places the organism in Eukaryota, Viridiplantae, Streptophyta, Magnoliopsida, Fagales, Fagaceae. Gene Ontology annotation, molecular function: RNA binding; protein binding; zinc ion binding. The transcript has a single exon. The record is from RefSeq and is a predicted model, not a curated record. Gene Ontology annotation, biological process: RNA modification. Bases 84 to 2537 code for a protein of 817 amino acids.